Messenger RNA from Aspergillus sclerotioniger CBS 115572, 351 nucleotides. RefSeq lists its product as uncharacterized. The transcript is spliced from 3 exons. Gene Ontology annotation, cellular component: mitochondrion. The record is from RefSeq and is a predicted model, not a curated record. Lineage: Eukaryota; Fungi; Ascomycota; Eurotiomycetes; Eurotiales; Aspergillaceae. Gene Ontology annotation, biological process: tRNA modification; alanyl-tRNA aminoacylation. Gene Ontology annotation, molecular function: ATP binding; alanine-tRNA ligase activity; amino acid binding. The coding region runs from base 18 to 179 and encodes 53 amino acids.
UAUUCACCAAUGCUGGGAUGAAUCAGUUCAAGUCGAUCUUCCUGGGAACAGUGGAUCCCAAUUCAGAUUUUGCAAAUCUUAAAAGUGCAGUCAAUUCUCAAAAGUGCAUUCGUGCAGGAGGAAAGCACAAUGUAAGUGCCAUGUCAAUAAUCAACGCCAAAAGACAGACGGUGGAAUGAAAGGAAAGUAGCCGGAGAAUUGACUGACUUGGGCGAUUGUAGGAUCUUGACGAUGUGGGAAAGGAUAGUUAUCAUCAUACCUUUUUUGAAAUGCUUGGGAAUUGGAGCUUUGGAGAUUAUUUCAAGGAAGAUGCGAUUCGCUAUUCUUGGGAAUUAUUAACCAAGAUCUAUG